Coffea eugenioides is the source of this 750-nucleotide messenger RNA. Its product is annotated as probable aspartic protease At2g35615. The record is from RefSeq and is a predicted model, not a curated record. Lineage: Eukaryota; Viridiplantae; Streptophyta; Magnoliopsida; Gentianales; Rubiaceae. Gene Ontology annotation, cellular component: extracellular region. The transcript has a single exon. The coding region runs from base 1 to 750 and encodes 249 amino acids.
AUGAUUCAUUAUAAUUUUAUUCACUCCCCCUAUUUUGACACAAAUGCUGCCGUACACAGGGAUUUGCAUAUUUCCUUAUCUCGCUUAAGAUACUUGAAGGUGACAAUGCAAGAAGAUUUGAAGGUGACAGUACAAGAUGAUUCAGAUGAUUCAAAUGAUGAUUCAGAUCAUGAUACUGAUUUCGAGACUGGAAUUUUUGUUAAAACAUCAAUACCUGCGUUUUUUAUGGGUUUCAACAUUGGUUCACGGGAUGCUGCUCAAUUGGUUGCGUUGGUUACUGGUAGUAAUCUACUUUGGGUUCAGUGCAAACCUGGUAUAGGCGGCAAUAGGACAUUCUAUAAAAACUAUUGGCCUGGGGAGUCUUCAAUAUAUGCUGCUAAUGUGAGGUGCGAGGACUUUUGUUCAUCUACUCCAUUAACAUGUAUUCCAACACCCACUCUCUGCUGGUAUGUAUUGAAAUAUUUGGGUGAAGUCGUUGACCGUGGAAAUCUUGCAUUUGAACGAUUUAUUUUCGGUUCAUCAUUUGACAACCAACCAGCGCAUGAGUUAAAUCCGUUAUUUGGAUGUACUAGAAAAAAUAGCUACAUAGACAAGUUCAAUCGUGUCUUGUGGCUUGGCCCUUCUGGAAUCUCAUUAGCUUCACAACUGGAUAGUAGUGAGUUCUCAUAUUGUAUUGGAAAUUUAAACGAUCCAUUUGGUGAAAAAAAUAUACUAAUCAUAGGGAUAAAGUCCGGAGGAGUUGAAAAUUAG